AUGUCUGAUCAUGAUGAAGAGUCUCCUAAGGAGACGAUCCAUGCGUCAAAAAAAGAGGAGACGAUUCACAAUACGGUGAAGAAAACUCCAUCACCGUAUGAUUUGAAUUCCAAUGAUAAUCCAGGAAACUUGAUUACUCAAGUGCAACUUCGUGGGGAGAACUACGACGAAUGGUCGCGUGCCAUAAAGAGAUCGCUGCGUGCUCGCAGAAAAUGGGGCUUUAUAGAAGGCACCAUUGAAACACCAGACGAAAACUCACCUGAAAUUGAAGACUGGUGGACUGUCCAGUCGAUGUUGGUGUCAUGGAUUCUAAAUACCAUUGAAGCGGAUCUUCGUUCCACCAUGUCUUAUGCUGAAAAUGCAAGAGAUCUGUGGCUGGACAUCAAAGAAAGAUUCUCUGUGGUGAAUGGACCCAGAAUACAACAGUUGAAAUUAGAUCUAGCGAGGUGCAAACAAGACGGUAUGUCGGUGGUGACAUACUACGGAAAAUUGAAACUGUUGUGGGAUGAUUUGGCCAAUUACGAUCAAAUUCCCGUGUGCAGUUGUGGUAGAUGCAAGUGUGAUAUAUCCUCGUAA
Trifolium pratense (red clover) is the source of this 576-nucleotide messenger RNA. RefSeq lists its product as uncharacterized. The record is from RefSeq and is a predicted model, not a curated record. NCBI's taxonomy places the organism in Eukaryota, Viridiplantae, Streptophyta, Magnoliopsida, Fabales, Fabaceae. Bases 1 to 576 code for a protein of 191 amino acids. The transcript has a single exon.